AUGGAGCUGAGCCCUGCGCGGUGUGAUGUCACUGAUGAGGUCAGCGCCCGGGUCACCGGCUGCUCUUUGAUGUCCCUACUCCUCAACGAAGGCGAGAAAAGGCCGUUUGUGGAGGAGGCUGAGCGACUCCGCGUGCAGCAUAAGAAGGACCACCCCGACUACAAGUACCAGCCCCGGCGGAGGAAGUCCGUGAAGAACGGCCAGGGAGAGUCAGAGGACGGCGGGGAGCAGACGCACAUCACGCCCAACGCCAUAUUCAAGGCGCUGCAGCAGGCGGACUCCCCGGCCUCCAGCAUGGGAGACGUGCACUCACCUGGCGAGCACUCAGGCUCCCAGGGGCCCCCGACUCCUCCCACCACCCCCAAAACAGACGUCAUCUCAGGCAAGAUGGACCUGAAGCGCGAGGCGGGCGUGCGCCCCGCUCAGGACGGCCCCUCCCCCUCCGCCGCCACCGCCGCCGCCGCCGCCGUGGGCCGCCAGCUCAACAUCGACUUCCGCGACGUGGACAUCGGCGAGCUGAGCAGCGACGUCAUCUCCCACAUCGAGACCUUCGACGUCAACGAGUUCGACCAGUACCUGCCCCCCAACGGCCACCCCGGCGGCGCUGGGGUGGCCGCCUUCUGCCCGUCCGCCUGGAUGGGCAAGGGCCAGAGCCUGCAGCAGCAGAGGACCCACAUCAAGACGGAGCAGCUGAGCCCGGGUCACUACUCGGAGCAGCUCAGCCCCGGGCACUACUCUGAGCAGCAGCAGCAGCAGCAGCAGCAGCAGCAGCAGCAGAGCUCCCCCCAGCACCUGUCCUACGGCUCCUUCAACCUGCAGCACUACAGCAGCUCCUCCGGGGGGUCCGUCAACGCCCCCGCCCUCUCCUCCGCCUCCGUGUCGGCCGCCGCGGCCUCCUCCGUCUACCCGACGACGACGCGGACGCAGUACGACUACUCGGUGGACCCCCAGCAAGGGGGCGGCGCCGGCCCCUCGUACUACGGCCAGGGCAUGUUCUCGGCCUUCGGCUACAUGCUCCCCGGCAGCCCCCCAGCCGGCCAGAGCCAGAGGCCCAUGUACACGCCCAUCGCCGACACCACCGGCGUGCCCUCGGUGCCCCAGAGCAGCCACAGCCCCCAGCACUGGGAGCACCAGACCCCCGUCUACACCCAGCUCACCAGGCCCUAACCCUGGGGGGGGCAAGACCCACACACACACAUGGACGCACAGACAGCAAUGGUACGCUUCGAGCUGCCGCACUCCCGAAUUGCAUGCCAUAAGAAACACACAAACAUCACCAAGCCAUGGUGUGAUCGUGAUGCAGACACACACGCACACACACACACACACUUGAUUGAUUCCAACUGCUUACAUUCACACACACACACACACACACACACACGCACACAGACACACACAUGCUCACCCCAACCGCAUCCAGACUCAUGCAUGCAUCAAUGGAGGAACACGUACACCUCAUGCUAAUAUCCCACACACACACACACACAUAAACACACAGACACACACACACACACACACACACACACACACACACACACACACACACACACACACACACACACACACACACACACAUUACCAAGUGAGCUGUUCUUGCAGAGCUGAACUCAACACGAUUGGCUCACGCCGUGCCUUGCUGUUGUAUUGUCAUAGAAAGACUAUAGAAAUAUAUAUAUAUGUAUAUGUAUGUAUACAUAUAAAUCUAUAUAUCAUUUUAAGAGACACAUUUUUUUUUUAUUAAUCCUCUGUGAGGACAAUUGUCAUUGAUUGAUUGUUAUCGAUUGAUUGUUAUUGAUAUUUCAGGAGAUACUGUGGGGGUCUUUUCUUGUUGGUUUCUUCUACGCUGGCAGUUUGUAAUCAAUGAGGGAAAAGGAGCGAGCCGUUCAUUAUUUGUACCUGUAAAUAAGAAACCAAGCUUUAUAUGAUGACUGGAUCAGCAGGCCAACACUCCGACCAAGCGGGGGCUCUGGUGUAUGUUGGGGACUUUUGUACAGGAGAGAAUUCAACCUUUAUAUGUUUUUGAUAUGGCUGUUGUUGUUUUUGGCUUUGUCGUCUUUGCGAUGUUCUGCAAACCAUUCCAUGAAUACCUUUUCUAUUUAUGCUCUUCAACGUCGCAAGCCUUUACAAAGAUAUCAGCGGGGACGAGCGAGAGAGAACGAGAGAGAGAGACUUUACUGCCACAGUACUAUACUAUCUGUUGGAGAUGGUGGAUGCAGCCUUUUACAGCCCUUAUGUGCCUUGCCGUUCUGAAAUUUGACUGUGUGUGUGUGUGUGUGUGUGUGUGUGUGUGUGUGUGUGUGUGUGUGUGUGUGUGCGUGUGCGCACAGUGGCCACAGCUGAGAUUAUACUUACCUUCAGACAGUUUUGUGUUAAAAUGCCACAGGACCUAACCUUUGACCCCUCCUGGUGUCCGU
Molecule: messenger RNA, 2414 nt
Organism: Gadus chalcogrammus (walleye pollock)
Lineage: Eukaryota; Metazoa; Chordata; Actinopteri; Gadiformes; Gadidae
Gene: sox9a
Product: SRY-box transcription factor 9a
Exons: 3
Coding region: 1-1167 (388 amino acids)
Biological process (GO): chondrocyte differentiation; morphogenesis of an epithelium; positive regulation of chondrocyte differentiation
Cellular component (GO): nucleus
Molecular function (GO): RNA polymerase II cis-regulatory region sequence-specific DNA binding; DNA-binding transcription factor activity, RNA polymerase II-specific
Source: RefSeq, a predicted model, not a curated record